CCACGUGACCCAGUUCUCCCAUGCCCUUCAGUAGUUCAUUCAGCAUGAUGGCUGCGGAUGCUGCGGAUGCUCUCUGCUGCAUCCUGCAUCCGCGCCGGCUCUCUCUCCUCUUUCUCACCGUCACCCUCUCCUCUUUGCCGGCCCCGACAGUAGCGCUGCUCGGCGUCCGGCCGGAAGACACCCAGAGCGGAGAGCUGUCUGUGCAGGCUGGGAUACUGAGGGCGAUCGAGGGGACCCGCUUCAUACUGAGGGUUUACUACUCCGCAUCCCCAGCUACUCCGCAUCCCAACAGCCUAAACAUCAGCAGCAAACCUGACGCUGCUCCUGCCGCCCCAUGGAUCGCAUUUAUAGAGGAACCAGGUGGGGACAGCGGGGACGAGGAGAAGCACAGGUCCACAGGAAAUCCGUGCGAAGAGGAGAAUGCCCGGAGCUCAGACAUCGAGCUGCUGGGCUCUUUCAGAUCCACCUCAAGUUACAACUCAGUUUUGGUGGAGCUGCUCGCUAAAGACCUGCGCAGAGGCGAGGUGAUUAAAUACUACUCCAUGUGCGCGUUUGAUGGAGUAAAAUGGGAGCAUUUCACCACCAAAGACUUCUGGUUGGCGGUAGUGGAAAGACCCCCAGAGGCAGAUGUAUGGCUCCAGGCGGGUGUUGCAGUGCUCUUGUUGGGGUUGUCUGCGCUCUGCAGCGGUCUGAACAUCAGCAUGCUGGCGCUGGACCCCGUUGAGCUGCGGGUCCUGCAGAAUAGUGGCACAGAGAAAGAGCAGAAAUAUGCACGGAAGAUAGAAUCAGUGCGUAAACAUGGAAACUACAUCCUUUGCACCGUGGUGCUCGGCAACGUGCUUACAAAUACAUGCUUUGUGGUAUGGAUGUGCCAGAUUUUAGGAAUGACUGCUCUCUCAACUGCCUCGUGCACUUUGGGGAUAUUCUUCUUUGGCGAGAUUUUACCUCACUCCCUGGCGUCCAGGCACAGUCUUGCUAUCGCCUCCAAAACCCUCUGCGCGACCCGCCUGCUGAUGCUGGUGUUUUUCCCCAUCGCCUACCCAGUCUCCAAGAUUUUGGACAUCAUGCUCCACCAAGAGAUCAGCAACUUUUACACCAGGGAGAAGUUGGUGGCCAUGCUGCGCGUUACAGAUCCUUACCACGACCUAGUCAAAGAGGAGCUCAACAUAAUCCAGGGAGCCCUGGAGCUGAGGACCAAGACCGUAGAGGACGUGCUGACCUCGCUGUCAGACUGCUACAUGCUGUCCUCGGACGCCAUGCUGGACUUCUGCACCAUGUCGGACGUGAUGCAGAGCGGUUUCACCCGGAUCCCGGUCUACGAGAACGAGAGGUCCAACAUCGUGGACAUCCUUUUUGUCAAAGACUUGGCCUUCGUGGAUCCUGACGAUUGCACUCCCCUAAAAACAAUCACUCAGUUUUACAAUCAUCCCAUGCACAGCGUGUUCAAUGACACCAAGCUGGAUGUGAUGCUGGAGGAAUUUAAGAGAGGUAAGUCCCACCUGGCUGUGGUGCAGAGGGUGAACAGCGAAGGUGAGGGAGACCCCUUCUAUGAAGUGAUGGGCAUCGUCACCCUGGAGGACGUCAUAGAGGAGAUUAUCAAGUCUGAGAUUGUGGAUGAGACAGACCUGUUUACUGAUAACCGGAACAAAAGGCGCGUGUCAAGCCACGAAAGGAAACCGCAGGAUUUCUCAAUCUUCAAACUGUCAGAAAAUGAGCUGAAGGUGAAGAUCUCGCCCCAGUUGCUGCUCGCCACACACCGCUUCUUGGCAACAGAGGUGGAGCCUUUUAGGCCGUGUCACCUGUCGGAGAAGAUCUUGUUGCGUCUCAUCAAACAUCCCAGUGUUGUGCAGGAACUCAAGUUCAACCCCAAGAACAAACACGGUCUUCAACACUACCUCUUCACGAGAAACAAACCUGUGGACUACUUUGUCCUCGUUCUUCAGGGACGGGUGGAGGUAGAGAUCGGAAAGGAAGCUCUCCGUUUUGAAAAUGGAGCAUUUUCCUAUUAUGGCAUGCCAGCACUCAUCAUGCCCCUGCCUAUUGGUCGGAGGUAUAGUUCCCGGGGCAGUGGUCUGAACCAAUCUGAGUCAUUACUGAGUGGGGGCAGCGUGGGUCAGCUCUCUACAGGAGGAGGGGUCUACUUACCAGACUACUCAGUCCGACAGCUCACAGACCUGCAGAUCAUCAAGAUCACCAGGAACCACUACCAGAACGCCAUUACGGCCACCAGGAUGGACAGCUCCCCACAGACACCAGAUCCGGUGGAUCCUGAUGCUAAAGGGAGGCCUGCGGUCCCAGAGGCCCGCUCACACAGCAUCGCCCUCCCUCUCACACACACACACACUCGACUGGGGCUGGCACGCCUUGCACAUCUCCAUCCCCACGGUGGCCUUCGAAACACCUCCCAGCUCAAUGAAAGAAACCGUAUUGUUCGCAGUAAAUCUGAUGGGCAGAGGAGUCCGAACGAUACCGUGUUCCUCCGCUUGGACGAGAUUCCCUACAUCCACGAGGACCGGCCGGAAAAUUAUGGAGAAGAUGACGUGCCUACAGAGUCUCAGCCCUCCACCUCUCCCUUCAUCAGCUCUCUGUCUCUGUCCAGCUCGGAGGAGAACAUUGGGAAGAAGCUAUUGCGUAAAUUGAGUAACAAGAGGAGGAAAAAGACUCGGGAUGGAGAAAACAGUUUGGAGGAAGGUUCAGAGCAACCACCAGUGACGAGCUAGCACAGUGACACUGAGGAAGAGGGAUAAAGCUUCUUCCUCUUUAUCACUCACUGGUUUUCCUUACUAAACAACCAUAGACUCCCUCCAUGCUCCCACACAACUCCCACAGGAGACGGAGCCAUCUAAUGUGAUGUAGUAACACUCAGGUCCCUAAUGGCACACUCUGUCCCACCUCCGCCUGACUUCACACCCUUAAAGUGAUUGCUGAUUAUAAGCGGGACAGAUCUAUAAAACAAAAACAAAAAACUUUAUUGGACAAAUCUUAACAAUAUAGUAUUGGAUUUAUCCAGCCUUACACUGGACAUGUUUUGUAGUAAACGGGGGAAAUCUUUCUAUGGUAGCUUUAUCCAUAAUGUUAACAUUUACCCAUCUGAUUUAAGUCAUCUGAACUCUACAUGAUCUCUCAAGAGGGAGCCCAACAACGUUCUUAGGUAAUAUCUGAGCCAGCUUGAACCUUUUACUUGAUCAAACAAUGAAUACAAGAGUUUUUAUUAUUUAUUUGUUAUUAUGAGGCAGUUCCCACAUACUGAAAAUGUUGUUUGCACAGGGAACUGUCCCAAUGUUGCCAUAACGGGUGCCACCUACUGCCAACAGUACCAGACACACUAGCCGUCGGCUAAGAAGACAAGAGCACAAUUUCUACGCCAGAUUAAAAGAACACAAUUAUAAAAACAAAAAAGCCAUACAUUAAUUCUCAGCUUGAAUGACUACUUAUUGUAUGAACUAAAUUCUCAGCAAGUUUAGAAGAGUAUGCGCAAUUUUGAAAAUACCUGUGCUUGAAAUAACACAAUUUCUUACUUGAUUUUUAUACGCAAGUGUCAGAAUUACCAAAUGUAAUUGGAAAAUAGCAAUAUAAGUCAUGUUACAUACUGUAAAUGGCAACCGCAUACACGCAUCCAUCCCACAUAAAUGCAUGUGUCCUACACACAGUCUGUCUGGUAGGUCUUCCCAAUGAAACGUUCCCUUUUCACUGCAUAUGUAGCUGUAUGAACACAAUGUCAGUGUUUCCAUCAACCAAACACCCUUACUUAUCCACCUUUUCUCUUGAUGUUACCACCAUCGGGAAAAAAAACAUUAACCUAUUGUUUGAUUGCAUUCAGUAGAACACGUAGGGGCGAUCAACUUCAUACCUUUAGCUACCAUAUUAGCCACUUUUCUAUGUACAGUUCAUCUCAUUUAAGCUGCAUACACCAAUUAAAAAUAAGCUAGGGGUUUUGGGUCUAGGGAUCCAAAUAGUAUGAGUAUUCUCGAGGAAAGAGUAGUAGCUACUUGCAUGUUUGUUUAUGCUGCUUUUACUGUAGAAUUAUCCCGUGUAGAAAGCACUAUUUUUCCAUAUGCAUGCUUAAGUAGAGGGAUGCAUGAAUAGGAUGAUCUGCAGUAACUUCUCCCCACAGAGGUGCAGUGUGUGACUUACUGAAGUCUUAAGAGACAGUAGAUUUUAAAAAGAAGUUUUAACUGCUAAAGUUGAGAAAAAGCGAUAGGUGCAAUAAAUACUACAACUGUAGUAUUCAUGGAGGAGUCCAUACAACGCUGCUUGUUGAAGAAAAAUGAAGCCAUUGUUCUAGAAAUCAUCUAUUACUGCAAUAAUGAAAUAAUGAUUAGAUCCUUUCUGAAAAUGUGAGCGGUAGCUGCAGCUCAGGUUGUACUAAGCUGCUCUGCGUUGUGAAAUCUUGGCAGGUACACCGCUCGACAGAACAAGAGAGAAAGACAUGAAAGAGGAAAGCAAUAUGACGCACACUGACGUCAAGCCACCACCUCUCGUCAAACACACGCACACACACACACACGCACGCGGUGGCUAUACAAGUACAAAGGAUACUGCACUGCUAAGCUAUUCGCAUUGACCCCUCUAUGUACACAUAACAUCCAACAGUAAGUCUUUUGAUCUGACAAACAGCAAAAGGAUUUGUGUGAAUCAGAAAGUCUCUCAGCUGAAUGCUUUGAGAGAUUUUGUAGUUGGUUAACACCGAUUAGUAUUUGUGAGGGUUGAUGUAAUAGCAAAGUUACAUUUUGUAAUGUAAAAUUCAGAUAAUUAUAUAAGUUACCCAAAGAUAUGAAGAGACAGACCAUAAUGUUAUAUAAAAGGGAUAAUUAAAUUAUUAAUAAAUGGACUGAACUAUUA
Messenger RNA from Cottoperca gobio, 4842 nucleotides. RefSeq names its product cyclin and CBS domain divalent metal cation transport mediator 1 (gene cnnm1). NCBI's taxonomy places the organism in Eukaryota, Metazoa, Chordata, Actinopteri, Perciformes, Bovichtidae. Gene Ontology annotation, cellular component: plasma membrane. The record is from RefSeq and is a predicted model, not a curated record. Bases 21 to 2720 code for a protein of 899 amino acids. Gene Ontology annotation, molecular function: transmembrane transporter activity. The transcript has 10 exons. Gene Ontology annotation, biological process: magnesium ion homeostasis; transport.